AUGCCAAAAGCCACGACAGCCAAGUCCGCGCGUGCGUACGUUCACCCGCUCGCAGCACUCGUCUUGAACAGCCACCUCAAAGACCACACGUUUACCAGAGUUCGCGAUUACCUGAGACUCUAUGCGGCAGAAUGUAGCCAACUAAACUCCAAGGCGCUGCGCUCCAAAACCAAGUUCGUGUUGGGGGAGAUUGAGCGAGAGCGCACGAGGCACCAGACCGAUGAGCCUUCCCACUCCACGGACGAUGCAUCGACCGCGCCAACCUCACCCUUGCCCGUUGACUUCAUACAACCCGUACAAGAAGAUGGGGAGCAGCAAGGUGGCGCGGAUCUCUACCGGGAGCUAGAUGGGAAACCGUUCCUCACGUUGAGGCCAGUGAGCUAUAGGAAUGUGCCGGUCUGCCCGAUGAACUGGCUCCACCCGAUCCCAUUCCUCUGGUCAUCCGUCCCCUCCUCGGAAUGGCCGAAGCUCUUGGGCCGCAACGCUGACGAUCUUCACCCUGGAGAAGCCCCCCGAGGUGCAUUUUACGGAAAACCAUCGCUGCCGUUCGAUCACUACUCUCCAUCCGCAUACAACACCCGCAAUUCCGACUUCAUCGCCUACGAACGGACCGAGACUGUUGUUGAGGUGUCGCGGCAGAUAUACCCUUUGAACUCGCAUUUGUCAAGAGCCAGAAGAGACACUAAAUCCAGUGGCGCUAGGCAACCCAAGAGAAUCAUGAGGGAUACGACUGCCCACGGCAAGCUGUGCAAGAACGCGUCUGUUGCAGUCAUCGCUCGCGCUAUCCUCGCCACUGGACGCUUUGCCUGCGUUCUUCCGGUCAUACUUACACCUGAUGACACAGGCGAGGAUAUCCCCCCCCAUUACGGUCUCUUCAUUGCCAAUCACUCGAAAGAAAUGACAAUAUUACCUCUCAAUUUAUGGUUCUUGGGCGCAGACGUUACCUCGCACGCGAGAAAGAAUGUCUCGAAAGUACCCUGGCGUCCUGAAGACCCGCGCAGCAACAACGUGUACGAAAAGUUUAAAGCUGGACCGAUUCUGCGUUGUGUAGAUGCGACUUUGGCUCGUAAGUGA
Messenger RNA from Alternaria arbusti, 1074 nucleotides. RefSeq lists its product as uncharacterized. The record is from RefSeq and is a predicted model, not a curated record. The transcript is spliced from 2 exons. Lineage: Eukaryota; Fungi; Ascomycota; Dothideomycetes; Pleosporales; Pleosporaceae. Bases 1 to 1074 code for a protein of 357 amino acids.